Messenger RNA from Trifolium pratense (red clover), 1744 nucleotides. Its product is annotated as FHA domain-containing protein DDL. The coding region runs from base 288 to 1367 and encodes 359 amino acids. The record is from RefSeq and is a predicted model, not a curated record. Gene Ontology annotation, cellular component: nucleus. NCBI's taxonomy places the organism in Eukaryota, Viridiplantae, Streptophyta, Magnoliopsida, Fabales, Fabaceae. Gene Ontology annotation, molecular function: protein binding; mRNA binding. The transcript has 12 exons.
GGGAGUAUAACAUAAGCUAAUUGGUCCGGAUUAACACAUGGCUUUUUAGCCCCCAAAUCCUACUUCAUCUCUAACCUAGAGACAGUCCCUGUAGCACCAAAAAGCAGACGGCGAGCGAAAUUGAUAAAUAAAUUCAUUUUGGUGGAAAAUCGAUUUUGUCAGACGAAGCUUCAAUUUGUAGCUUCGAAGUGAAUGUGAGUUUGGGGCUAAAAUCACGUUUGGUGUUUUCUACAGCUGAACCAAACGGGCACUUAGUUAGAACGCAGAACACUCUCACAAUCACAACCAUGGGCCGUCAUUCUCCAUCCUAUCGCCGUCACCGAAGUCACCGCAGCAUCUCUCCUCCUCCGCCACCACCACGAGAGAAGCCACAAUCUUCUACUCGCUCAACGGUUUUAUCACGUUCCGGUUCACCGGACGCUCCUCCUUCUCAUCGCUCUCGCUCUCCUUCUCCACGAACGAAACGAUUGAAGAGAAUUCAAUCUGAACGUGAAUCCAAACGCGAACACGACAGGAGCCAUAGCGGUAGCAGAGGGAGAGAUUCGGAGAGGGAAACAGUUGAGCGGAAGGAGAGGAAAAGAGCGGAUAAUGAUGACGGUAGCAGAGGGAGGGAUUCGGAAAGGGAAACAGUUGAGAGGAAGGAGAGGAAAAGAGCGGAUAAUGAUGAUGAUGAUGAUAGUGGAAGGAACGGCAGGUCGUCGAGGUCGAAGCAUGAGAGGUCACCGGAGCAACACCAUAACGGGAGGAGCAGGCAUAGGUCUCAGUCGCCCCAUCGUGCAAACUCAAAGCCUCGUGAUGAGGUGACCAAUUCAAGAGGAGCUGAAAUGAUGAAUGAAGAAGAUGAUUCCAUUAUGAAGAUGAAGGCUGCUGAAGAGGCUCUGGAAGAAAAACAGAAGGUAAAACCUUCAUUUGAGCUAUCAGGAAAACUUGCGGCUGAAACGAAUCGUGUCAGAGGCGUUACUUUGUUGUUCAAUGAACCACCAGAGGCUCGAAAACCUGAUAUUAAAUGGAGGCUCUAUGUUUUCAAGACUGGUGAAAUGUUGAAUGAGCCCUUAUAUAUACAUCGCCAAAGUUGUUAUCUUUUUGGAAGAGAAAGAAGAGUUGCUGAUGUCCCAACAGAUCACCCGUCUUGCAGCAAGCAACAUGCUGUUAUUCAAUUCCGGCAAAUUGAAAAGGAGCAACCCGAUGGUACUAUAGUAAAGCAAACAAGGCCUUACAUAAUGGACCUUGGAAGCACAAACAAAACAUUUGUUAAUGAUAGUCCCAUUGAACCUCAACGGUAUUAUGAACUUCGGGAGCAGGACACCAUUAAAUUUGGUAAUAGUAGCCGAGAAUAUGUAUUACUGCACGAGAACUCUGCUUCGUGAGCAGCACCGACCUCGCCAGAUAUGUUCCAUCCUGCUCAUUAGAAGUGAUCAAAUUAACAUUGUACCAGUAGUUUUCCUAAUGAAGUCCAACUUUUGAGUAUUACCUGAUCUGAGUUUCUUGAUAUUUAAGUCAAGAUGCAUGGAAUGUUGAAGCUGGAAAAUUCGGUCUUGAUAUUUAGUCAAAACAUAUUGAAUAUUUAAGUUGUAAAAUUCGAUCUAUAGGACUACCAAGUGAGAAUUUCAGAGCCUUGCUUAAGCAAUAUGUCCCUUUGAAGAAAUGGAAAGGGAAAUGUGAUAGAUCAUGGAAGAUGUUGAAUUGUUGAUGGAACAGGAAAUUUUUACUUGUUUUUUUGACUUGGGAAAGAUAAUUUUCCGAA